Cheilinus undulatus (humphead wrasse) is the source of this 1640-nucleotide messenger RNA. It is a transcript of the gene grem2a, whose product is annotated as gremlin 2, DAN family BMP antagonist a. Gene Ontology annotation, molecular function: receptor ligand activity; BMP binding. Bases 363 to 941 code for a protein of 192 amino acids. The record is from RefSeq and is a predicted model, not a curated record. The transcript is spliced from 2 exons. NCBI's taxonomy places the organism in Eukaryota, Metazoa, Chordata, Actinopteri, Labriformes, Labridae. Gene Ontology annotation, biological process: animal organ morphogenesis.
AAGACAGACUACACACAGUCUCCGCAGCACGAAGAUAUGUGUUAACUGUGACUGGAACCUUGAGACUUAAAGGCAGAGACUGAAAGGAGAAAGUUUGACUGAUUCAAAGUAAGAAAGGGUUACAUUCGGUUUGGGGAAAUGGAAAAUUGAGCGUGUCUGACUUUGAAUCUUCCCUGGUCACGGGUAAAAAAAAAAAAAAAAAAAAAAAAGAGGAGCAAGGACAAGGAGCCUGAGGAUACUACAGAUUAUGUUGCCAUGGAAACCGAAUCCUGGAAGCGGACGCAAGGACCACUGAAGGUGGAUGACCACCCUUGACUGCAUCUUCGACGUGCAACUGUCCUGCUUCACAUUGUGGUGAGAGAAUGCUGUGGAAAAUUACCAUCCCGGUCAUCCUAGCUGGUGUGCUCUGCAUCACCGCAGAGGCCAAAAAGUCCCGUCCUCAGGGAUCCAUCCCCUCCCCGUACAAGACCAAAGGAAACCUGUCCUCAGAACGUCACCACAGGUUAUUGCACCAGAAACCAGAGGUGCUCUCCUCUAGCAGAGAAGCACUAGUGGUGACAGAGCGACGCUACCUCCGCAGAGACUGGUGCAAGACACAGCCCCUCCGUCAGACAGUCAGCGAGGAAGGUUGCCGCAGCCGCACUGUGGUCAACCGUUUCUGCUACGGUCAGUGUAACUCCUUCUACAUCCCCCGCCACAUGGGCCCCAGUUCGGGUCAGGGCCAAAGUCGAGGCCAUGCCUCAGGCUCUGGAAGGAAAAGUCACAACAAGGCCCAGGAACCAUUCCAGUCCUGCUCCUUCUGCAGGCCACACCGCAUCACACAGCUCACAGUGCAGCUGGACUGCCCGGACCUGCAGCCACCUUUCAGACACCGUAAGGUGCAGAGGGUCAAACAGUGUCGCUGUAUGUCUGUGGACGUGAGCGGCCAUGGGAAACUGUGAAGGAUGUGAAAUACUGCAACAACAAAUCAGGAUGUGACCAACUUUGCCAAACAAGGACUGGCUUCAAUUAGGAAAAGUCGUAUUCUGCACCGUACUGAAAAAGACUGGACGACCUACAACAAAUGACACAGAAUGUGGAAGUUGUGCUGUUGAACAUGCCUCAGCAUUGACUCACACAGAGACUGGCAGCCAUAUUGGCAAGCUUAUGUAGCUGAAAAAGACUAUUUUCUGUGGAGGAGUCAGUGAUCAAUAAGCAGCCAACAUUAAAGACAUUACUCUAUACUUUGAGGAAGUCCAUAUCUACCUGGUUAUUUGUACAUUUGUCACUAGAUUCUUUUGUGACGUUGCUUAUUACUGAGUAUUUUAAAGAAAACAAACUCUAGAAGAGUGUGAAAAUGUUUUAGCAAUAUGAUAAGUUGUUUCUGCAGGUGAACACACAGUAAUCACGGUUUCAACUGUAGGAAAAGCUUUAUUUUCUAAAUAUUUUAUCGGUUUUCCAGUUUAUUUUCCUCAUGUUGAUGUAAAGAAAAAAAUAUUUUAAGGUGAGGUUCCUGCAAUGACCUGUUGCACCCACGAGCUGAGACACACCUGGCUGUAUACUGUAUGUUUGCCACAAUUAUAUUCUGGCCAGUAGUAAAACAAAGCGCAGCAUGUGUAAUGGAGGUGCAAUGCAAUAUAAACAGUAUAUAUAUAUAUAAU